Molecule: messenger RNA, 1257 nt
Organism: Mesorhabditis spiculigera
Lineage: Eukaryota; Metazoa; Nematoda; Chromadorea; Rhabditida; Rhabditidae
Source: the annotation of a GenBank genome assembly
AUGACCGUCACCCAAAAGUACGAGCAUCAGGUGAUCCCGGUGGGCACCGUCGUGCAGACGAUCCUCGGCGAUCCGCUCAAGAUCACCAGCGUGCUGCACUUUGGCGAGUUUGGCGAUGUCUACGAGGCCGAGGAGCCGGUGGAGAAGACGCGGAUGUGCCUGCGCACCGAGCACAUCAACUGCCCCAAGGCGUUCAGAUCGCUCGAUUGCUUCAUCCGCUUGGCGCAACGAUACCCGCUGGCCGACCGUCGCUACAGUCGCCACCUUAUCAACGUGACGAAGCAGACGGGCGACUUUGGCGAGCUGAAUGAGCUCCGUUUCCACACCUGCGAGCUGCUCGGCCCCAAUCUCGACGACCUCCGCCAGCUUCAUCUGCAGCGCAAUUUCACUCACCAGAUGGCCUUCUACAUGUGCGACCAGAUUCUGCGCGCCCUCUCCGAGCUGCACCGCCUCGGCUACGUGCAUCGCCGUGUCUCGCCGAAGUCGUUCUGCGUGGGCAGCCACGUGCACGAGUCGCUGGUGUUCGUCGUGGGCUACUCGCAUCUGCACUACGUCAAGAAGGGCAACAGGGAGCAUAAAGUCUACAAGGACGACUACAAAUCGUCGAUCCGCGGCUCGAAGGUGUUCCAGAGUGUGGCCGCCCAGCGGGAGAAGACCGUCUACUUUCGCGACGACCUCGAAUCUCUGUUGUUCACCUUCAUCGACGUGUUCAAGAUGGGCGCGGUGCCGUGGAAGAGCAAGGAGCCGGCGAAAAUGCUCGACGACAAGGUCAAGAUGCGGCAGGGAAAAUUCAAGAACUUCGACAAGUUGCUGCCGCCCGACUUUGAGCAGCUGUUCCGCAUCCUCCGUACUUUUGAUGAGACCGAUCGGCCGGAAUGUGUGCUUCUGCACGAGAUCAUCGACAAGUGCGCCAGGCGCUACGAGAUCAACAUUGGAGCCGUGGCCCCGGAUUUCCUGGGCAAAAUCUUGCCGAAUUUUGUUCUCAACCGCCCGCCCAAGGAGGAGGUUAAGAAAAAAGAACUCACCGAAGACCCGGACAGCGACCGCGACGAGUUCGAGGCGUGCGUGAAGGCGCGCGUCGAGAACAAGAUGACCACUGGGGACGAGACGAAGGGCGACACGAGCUGCUCGAUCGGCCGCUUCAAGGGAGAUGAGCCGCCGGAUGAGGCGGCGGAGAAGACGGCCAAGAGGCUCAAGCGGGGAAAGAAGCCGAAGCACAACGAGGACUACCGCGUCGGCCGCGACAUCUUCAUCGUC